This is a messenger RNA of Diatraea saccharalis (sugarcane borer), 3259 nucleotides long. Lineage: Eukaryota; Metazoa; Arthropoda; Insecta; Lepidoptera; Crambidae. The record is from the annotation of a GenBank genome assembly.
CCAGUCUCAUAGCGAUCUCGUGGCGGUCACACCACAGUUGCAACGAAUACGCUACGCAACGAAAACAAAGAUACAACGAAAAAUGUAUAGAAUCACUCUCGUUUUCGGGUUGAUUAUUUACGUGGAGUGUGCGAACUAUCAACGUUACGGCGAGCCGGGUGGUACACUACCUCAGUAUUCGACUAUAUCUAAUCUAUAUAAUCAGUACCCCUAUAAGAAUAGUUACGGUAAUGACUUAGCUAAUUUCCCUGAAGCGACUCGAUAUCCGAAUUUCAGCCCUGGACAGGUGACGCCAAGGUACAAUACGUAUGACAAUCAGAAGUCAAAUGUCAACAAUCAACCGGGGUACUUCAUGGGCACGGGGUACACCACACCGAGGUACGGGCAAGAAUAUGGAGGGUACAGUUCGUAUGAGAUGCCGUUUAUGAAGGACAUUAGAGAUUACUGCGUGAAUCGUUCACCGCAAAUGGGGAUAUGGGUGGAGAGUUUGAUGGGGAUUUGGUAUGGAGUGGAGUUCGUACAACAUCUCGCUGGCGAUUCCAGGGUGGACUACACGAAAACGUGCAUAGUUAUACACAUUUCGGAGCCAAUGGACCGACCGUCAACCGAGAACCAGCUGUUCCAUGUGCAACACAUCAACGCGAGGUUCAGGCAGCAGUAUAGACACCUGCGUCUGCUGUGGGAUGAGGCAGGGCACACCAGCGAAUACGCGCUCUACUUCAAAAACGACUCCGCUGGCUACUGGCAGGUCUAUGAUGGACAGAACGGAACGCUAACAUCCAGACCGAACUACCAGCAGUUCAGCGGAACAGUGCAAGUGUUGAAAGCAGUGCAGGACCAUCUCGUUCUGAACUUCUGCCAGGAGCCAGUGAACGGAAAACCGGCUCAACUUUACUCCGUCCUGUUCUCACGCGAGCCAGGCGUCAUGUCUAGAUGGGAAAUCGAAUCAGUACACAAUAUGCUGCAGAAUAAGAAGUUGUCGGUGGCUUCUAGAAGAAUGGUGUGUGGUAACGGUGCUGAGAGACAUUCACAAAGCAUCGUUAUAUCAACAUUAACUUGUUUAUUGGCAGCUAUUCUUGGAACUUCUUAAUCAUUGUUCCUAAAAUAGUGUAGGCGGUUUGAGGUCAAAUGAUAAAUAUAUAUCUUUUCUUAGGAAAAGGAAACAUAGUAAUGAUCUCGCUGAGUCUCAUGAUGAGUAGAUAGCAAACAGUUAUACCUAUACUCUUGUUCGAACAAUUAUUUCGAGAUAUUUACGUUGAUAAUAUUCAGUAUGUUCAUUGUAGAUUUACAUACACACAUUGUGUUACCAUAAAAAUUAUAAAUCGCUUUAAACGCAAUAAGAUUUAAAAUGAAAAAUGUACAUCUUUGCAAAUGUAUUCUUCAUUGUUUCAUGUAGUUGAGAUCAAUCAUACUACUUAUAAUAUACUUAGCAAUAGUAAAGUAAGCGAUUACGUGUGCUUAUAUUGAUUGGUCACCAAUAUUGGUCAGAUUGUUGAUCGGAGCUGGUCAGACAGCUUUUAUCGUCAAGAUAUGAGAUAGUGUGGUUACGAUGGCGACAGUUUAGGUAUCGAUAGUUGAUUUUGAAAAUCAAUUGCAUCAGUAACACUAUAAAAUUAGAGGUUUGGGGCCGUCCACUAAUCACGUGAUGUUUUUUUCAGCAUUUUUAAUCCCCUUCCCCCUUGGUGAUACAUGGUGAGGUUUGAGACUAACCCCCCCUCCCCCUCCAACCAAAUCAUGUGUAUUUUUAGUACCCACAAAAAUGUUAAUUUUUGACGCAGCUUUUCAGUUUAGUAAUCUCGGGGUUGAGGAAAAGAUAAAUACACUUAAUAUAUUACUACACCCCACUCCCCUUGUGAUCUUCCUCCCCACUUUCGAGUCUCACGUGAUUAAUGGAUGGGCCCUUAUGUGAGUGACAUGAAUACGUAUUAUUUGAUCUCUGCAUACUCAGCAUGAACUACAUUUUAUUUUGCUGAAUAUUACUAUGCAAAUGCCAAGUACUCCUAUUAAUUGGAUGUGGUCUAAUUGCUCACGGUACAGCCUACACUUUAUCAGGUUACUAUAUGUGGCUGAAUUUUUGCAAUUUAUAUUGAACCUGAUAAAGCCCUGCAAAUAAUUUGCCUACGAAUUUCAUAAUAAUAAAAAAUAACGCUUAGCCUUUUUGCAAUAACUGGACAUACUGCCGACUUUUUUUAAGCAAGCAAAAAUAUUAUAGCAUCGUCGACUAUCAAUUAAGUAAACUAUCGAUACUGUUAGAAUAACUUAGGUUAUGUCAAUAUCAAGUUUAUCGAUAAUAUAGAUAGAGAACAGCUAUCAUUAUUUAAUUCCACUACACUUCGUGAAUCUUUGUCUACCGGUAUAUGAUUCAAAAUAUGUAUUGGUCAUCUAAUCUAACAUGGAUUAAACUGUCUGUAAAACAUUGUGCAACCAAUUUCCUAGAAUUGGAAACUUAAUUAAGCAACAUGUAUUUAUUGUAGUUUUGUCCAUUCACAAAUCAUGAUUACACGUUGUCUUAGUAAUUUUGUAAUUUUGAUUUAAUUAAGGCAAUAAUUAGAUGGUUUGUUCCCAGUGAACGAGAUAAAAAUUACCAGUUAUUUGGAAAAUAAACAUAGGAAGUUCCAACGAAAAUUUCGAGAAUGGGUUUCGACGAACUCAAGUUUAAUUCAAGGAAUACCAUUUCAAUUAAAUAACCAUCCAAUGAGUCAAAGAUUUUUUAACAAGAAAUGUAACAUAUUAUAUGACGCGCAUACAAUAGGAAGAAGCAUAUAUUUUGAUUAUAAUGAAACUUUAGGUUUACAAACUUACUUGGUUCGUUAUUUAUAAAAAAAUACUACAUAAUUGUAUGAUCAAAAGGCAUUAAAACUAAAAAAGGUUUUAUUAAAAAGAGAACUAAAGCGAUUUCAUUUUUUGUUUGAGUAUUGAAACGUGUCCGAAUAGCAUGAAAUUAACGCGUUUAUUCAAUACGAAAUGUACCUACCAUAACUAUUGUAGCAAACCAAAUUAAUUUUUAAGCAAAAUUACUGGGUACUUCAUUUACAUUAUUCGAUCGAUUAUAAAUUAGUUUUCGUAGAAAAUGUAUUUUUAAUAAUUUUGUGGCAAGUCUAGUAAUGUUUUACGUUGUUUCUUGUUUAUGUAAGAGUAUAAGAUUAAUGAGGUAAUUUAAAUAAGUCGUUACCAAAGAUUAAUUCUAUAUUUAAUGUUAAUAAUUUAUUAUUAUAAAUAUGUAUGUCAUAUUAUUUUAAUAUAUGUAUAUUGUGACUCG